GACACUCCGUCUUCCGGUUGCGGUUACUAAUGGCUUCAAAGCUGCUUUCCAUGAGAAGAUUAUCAAGAAUUGUUAAAUCUCGAUGUCCUUCUCUACCUUAUCCUUCUUCUUCAGUUCAGAGAUCUCGCGCUUUGCGUCCUGAAGCUUCUGUUAGUCUCCUUGUUAUAUCAAACACUGAUGUCUUUCCUUCGUCUUCCUCUUCCAGAAACUUCUGCUCUCGUCCUUUCAAUCUCGACGACGCCGAAGGCCCUGCCACCAUUGAUUACCGUUCUCUUCUGCAGGAGGAAGAUUUUCAAAGACUAGCUGAUUUGACAAUCCAUGACCUGCAAGAGAAACUUGAGGAAUAUGGUGAUGAUGUCCAAAUUGAUGGAUUUGACGUAGACUACGGGAGUGAUGUUUUAACUGUAAAGCUUGGGGCUUUGGGCACUUAUGUGUUGAACAAACAAACUCCAAAUAGACAAAUUUGGUUGUCUUCCCCAGUGAGUGGUCCAUCCAGGUUUGAUUGGGAUAAAGACGUUCAAACUUGGGUUUAUAGGAGAACAGGAGCAAAAUUGUAUGAAGUACUUGAAAGUGAGUUGAAGCAACUAUGCGACGAACCUAUCAGCCUCAGCUUUUCUUGAACUGCAUGUUCUAUCACAUACCCAUACUUUGAUUUAUCUCUUUUUAUCAGCAGCACUUGCAUGCUAGUAGAAUAUCUAUGUUUACGGUUUUAGCUUCACCAUUUAUCUAUGUUUAGAUUUGGAUCCCUUUUUUUCUUUUUAUCCAAGAAAUGUAUUUGAAGUCUUGUCCAGCUGCCAGCAUCAUAAUUUAUGAAUGAUAUAUCAAUGCUUCUUUGCCUAUAAUUUGUAUUGGCAAUUGGUUUGGAGAUCAGUAUCUCAAAAAGAUCAUAAUGCAACAUUGUAAUACAUGUAUGCUGUGUAGCAUAAUAUGUUAUAAAGAUGGGCAACUUUCAGACAA
Messenger RNA from Tripterygium wilfordii, 957 nucleotides. Its product is annotated as frataxin, mitochondrial-like. The record is from RefSeq and is a predicted model, not a curated record. The transcript is spliced from 5 exons. Lineage: Eukaryota; Viridiplantae; Streptophyta; Magnoliopsida; Celastrales; Celastraceae. Gene Ontology annotation, biological process: intracellular iron ion homeostasis; iron incorporation into metallo-sulfur cluster. Gene Ontology annotation, cellular component: mitochondrion. The coding region runs from base 30 to 620 and encodes 196 amino acids. Gene Ontology annotation, molecular function: ferroxidase activity; ferrous iron binding; iron chaperone activity.